Pseudophryne corroboree (corroboree frog) is the source of this 2720-nucleotide messenger RNA. Its product is annotated as gastrula zinc finger protein XlCGF57.1-like. Gene Ontology annotation, cellular component: nucleoplasm. Gene Ontology annotation, molecular function: DNA-binding transcription repressor activity, RNA polymerase II-specific; RNA polymerase II cis-regulatory region sequence-specific DNA binding. Gene Ontology annotation, biological process: regulation of transcription by RNA polymerase II. NCBI's taxonomy places the organism in Eukaryota, Metazoa, Chordata, Amphibia, Anura, Myobatrachidae. The coding region runs from base 886 to 2544 and encodes 552 amino acids. The transcript has 7 exons. The record is from RefSeq and is a predicted model, not a curated record.
CGGGAGUCAUGUGACUGAGGAGAUAUUGAGUCUCACCCUGGAGAUCAUCUACCUAGUGACUGGGGAGGGCCGGAUCUUUCUGCAGGAGAUGCAUCGUUGGACGUAGUCCAUGCCUUAAGGAUCUACGCGGAUCGUACCAGUGCUAUCAGAAAGACCAGAUUCUCUCUUUGUUCUCUAUGGAUUUCACAAGAGAGGAUGGCCUGCUGAUAAACAGACACUGGCGAGGUGGCUUCGGGUGACUAUUACAGAAGCAUAUUCUCAAGCUGAUCUCACUGUUCUGGCGAAUGCCUCUACUCACUCUGCUCGUAAGGUAUGUCCAUCAUGGGCAGCACAAUGUGGUACUUCAGCAGAACAGGUAUGUAAGGCAGCCACAUGGUCUUUCAUAAACACAUUCAUUAGACAUUAUGCCAUUGAUACCUUUGCCUCUCAGGACGCUGAAUUUGGGCGUAGAAUUCUCCUGUCUAAUCAGGAGCGUCCCCAUUACUAAAUUGCUUUGGUACAUCCCAAUGUUAUCCUGUGGAUAACCUGUGGACCCUGCAGUAGAAAUAUACGAUAUGAUAAGAACUUACCGUUGAUAACGGUAUUUCUUCUAAUUCCACAGGGAUCCCACCCUGACGCACCUGAUUUGAGGAUCCUUUUACUCACUAACCUCUUGUAUGGAAGGGUGUGCAUGUGUGUUCUUCUCGCCUGAUUAGGGCUCUCUAUGAUGCUCCUGCCUUGAGCUUUGGAAAAACAACUGAUUUGCCUAAGCCAGGAGGCGGGGAUAUAUGGACGGGCCCAUUGCAUGAUGGGAGGCUGAAAAGCUUUGACUGUUUUUUGCAAAUUUGCUGUUGCAUCAUCAUAUCCCAAUGUUAUCCUGUGGACUUAGGAGAAAUACCGUUAUCAAUGAAUUACACAGUAGUGAAAAAGACAUCUGUCCAGCAGGAGUCACCCAAAGGCCACCCUCGUGUGUCAGGAGGACUGAGCACGACACAGAGCCCCAUCCCGGUGUCUCCACCACAUUCACUGAUACAUGAGAGACACAAUGACCAGAAGAUCCUGGAACUCACCAACAAGAUCAUUCAGCUGCUGACUGGAGAGGUUCCUAUAAGGUGUGAGGACGUCAUGGUCUAUUUCUCCAUGGAGGAGUGGGAGUAUAUAGAGGAACACAGGGGCCUGUACAAGGACGUGAUGAUGGAGAAUCACCGGCCCCUCACAUCACUGGAUGGGGCCAGUAACAGGAAUACCCCAGAGAGAUGUCCCCGUCCUCUUUAUUCCCAGGAUCAUACAGAGGAGAAUCACAGUGUCCCACAGGAGGGUCAGGGCGAAGGACUGACUGUUAUUAAAGUAGAAGAUAUAGAGGGAGAAGAAGAGACAUAUGUAACUGAUUUGAAGGCAGGAGAUACAGAGGGAGAAGAGACGUAUGAGAGGGAUGAUCAGCAGUAUAAAGAGGAGGAAAUCCCUACAGAUAUCAGCACAGAUGGCUGCAACAUCAGAAAUAGAGUUAGGAGAAAUCUCAUUUUAUCUCCAGAUUGUAGAGUGCAAGAUAACAACAUCGCCCAAGAUUCCAGAGAAAACCCCACUAUUUCAAUUAUACAUCCAGUACAUUGCAGUACAGAUGUACAACUUAUUCCAUCUACGCAUGAGGAAAGUUCUACUGAUAUAUUGGAUGUUGUCAUACAGAAUACAGCUCACACUGGUGGCAAACGGUUUCCAUGUCCUGAGUGUGGGAAAUGUUUUACACUGAAAUCAGCAGUUGCCAGUCACCGGAGCAUGCACACAGGCGAGAGACCAUUCCCAUGUUCUGAGUGUGGCAAAUGCUUUAGACAGAAAUCAAAUCUUGUUGCUCAUCAGAGAACUCACAUAGGAGAGAAGCUAUUUACAUGUUCUGAGUGUGGGAAAUGUUUUAUUUUUAAAGGCGAUCUUGUUAAUCAUCAGAGAACUCACACAGGUGAGAAGCCAUUUUCAUGUUCUGAGUGUGGCAAAUGUUUUACACGUCAGGGAACACUUACUACACAUAAGAGAAGUCACACAGGUGUGAAGCCAUUUUCAUGUUCUGACUGUGGGAAAUGUUUUACAACUAGAUCAAAUCUUGUCAGUCAUCAGAGAUGUCAUACAGGUGUGAAGCCAUGUUCAUGUUCUGACUGUGGAAAACAUUUUACAUCUAAAUCAAAUCUUGUCAUUCAUCAGAGAAGUCACACGGGUGAGAAGCCAUUUUCAUGUUCUGAGUGCAGUCUAUGUUUUGCACGUCAGGAAACACUUUUAACUCAUCAAAGAACUCACACAGGUGAGAAGCCAUUUUCAUGUUCUCAGUGUGGGAAAUGUUUUGCGCGUCAGGACACACUUCUUGCUCAUCAGAGAACCCACACAGGUGAGAAGCCAUUUUUAUGUUCUGAGUGUGGGAAAUGUUUUACACGUCAGGAAACACUUGUCACUCAUCAGAGAAAUCACACAGGUGAGAGGCCGUUUUCAUGCUCUGAGUGUGGGAAAGGUUUUCAUUUUAAAAGAGAGAUUGUAAAACAUCAAAGAACUCACACAGGAGAAAGAUCAUUUUCCAUUAGCUGAUUGAAAGAUACUACAUGGAAUUGCAGUAGCACUAGAAUAUCGGAUAGAAUAUGGUUAUUGUGAUACCUUGUUCAUAACGUUAUAACUUGUACACCCACUUUUUGUUGUCUGAUAACAAACUAGAAUUGUAAAGAAAUAUCAACAAAGUACGUUGUACUAUAAAUUAUUAUACCUCA